AUGUUUCAGUUGGGGUUCAAUAUGUUUCAUGAAAUCGCACGAAAUUUUAACGUGACCUAUCGUUGCUACUCAGUUUCUAUGUUACCUGGAAAUGAAAGGCAAGAUGUUGAAAGGGGAGGAAAAAUUAUUAUGCCACCAUCAGCUUUGGAGCUGCUAACUCGUCUUAACAUCGAAUACCCAAUGAUAUUCAAAUUGACGAAUAAGAAGACGAAAAGAAUUACACAUUGUGGUGUUUUGGAGUUUGUUGCUGAUGAGGGAAAGGUGUAUUUGCCACAUUGGAUGAUGGCUAAUUUAGUACUAGAAGAAGGUACCCUGGUGCAAGUAGAGAGUGUCUCAUUACCAGUUGCUACAUUCUCCAAGUUUCAACCACUUUCAGAAGACUUUCUUGACAUAUCCAAUCAGAAAGCAGUGUUGGAAAACUGUUUACGUAACUUCUCCUGUCUCACUACAGGGGAUGUCAUAGCUAUAAAGUAUAAUUCUAAAGUGUAUGAACUAUGUGUGUUGGAGACUAAACCUGGGAAUGCAGUCAUUAUUAUUGAAUGCGACAUGAAUGUUGAAUUUGCUCCACCGGUUGGGUAUAAAGAAGAAGAUCAUAUAACAAAAGGUGAAGGUAGCUCAGAUAUGGGUGGUAUGGAUGAAGAUCCAGCUUCUAUGAUGCCGGAGCCGAGCGGUUUUGUGGCAUUCAGAGGUGAAGGUAACAGGCUUGAUGGUAAGAAGAAAAAGCUUACCAGCGAAAGCGAAUCCGAACCACAGGCAUCCAAUUCCAGACAGCCAUAUGUUCGUGGAAUACCGGAUUACGACUUCGUUAUUGGUACACUCAGAUUUAUCAGAAAUUCAAGGCCUCCGAGCGCUAAAGAAGAAGUACAAACAGAACCAUUCCAAGCCUUUAAAGGGGAGGGUUUCACACUGCGUACUGCCAAGUCGAAGAACUGA
Danaus chrysippus (African queen) is the source of this 933-nucleotide messenger RNA. The record is from the annotation of a GenBank genome assembly. NCBI's taxonomy places the organism in Eukaryota, Metazoa, Arthropoda, Insecta, Lepidoptera, Nymphalidae.